UAAACUGUCAAAACUUUAGAAGUAGCAAGUUGAUAGCGAUAGCUUUGUUCAUUAUCUAAACGAUUGUGUGAUUGGUACACAUGCUCAAAUUUCCAGAAGGCAGUAAAGACUAAAGUUAUCAUUUUGAUAGGCUGAAAUCUUGUGAAAAGUAUCUGUGACUUUUGUAUUCUGAAUUUUCAAUUAAAAUUUGAUUGUGCGAAUCGCUAAAAUUCUUCAGAGAUUUUGGGUACAAUUUGGGAGGAAACUUGGGGGUGGCAACGAAAUAGCGUGCGUGCAACGAGUGGCGCACAUUGCGCAACUCCAACCAACCGCUAAAAAGUGACGGCUGAAUGGUGCGGUAAUCUGUGAAAAUUGAAUGGAAAUUGAAAAAGUACACAACUGUAGGAAGCCAACCAACGUUAGUAAGGAAUAUCAAAAAAUAAGUUAUGAAGAAACGUGUAAGUGGCUCACGCGGCAGCAGCUCCCCCGAUGAUAGUGGCGCUGAAACUCGAGGCGGUAUACACGCAAAUACCAACAGCAAUGAUACCUGUGCGCCCUCCACAUCCGCCAAACAACGUAACUCAUCGUCUAUUUCAAAGGAUAAAGGACUUGACGAGUAUGCCGAGACAUUUGUAAUUGUGAAUGAACGACCGGUGGAUGACAUUUCGCUUGAUUUCUUCUAUAAACCUCAUACAAUAACCCUAUUCGCCAUUUCAGUACUAUUUAUGAUGUUUUUUGCUUUUGUCAGGAAUGAAACAAGUAUUGAAGAUAACAUCUGGGCUGGCAUAUUGUGCGUUGUGUUCUUUUUCCUAAUCAUUUCUUUAUUGGCAUUCCCGAAUGGACCAUUCACCCGCCCACAUCCAGCAGUAUGGCGUAUCAUAUUCGGUUGUUCGGUAUUAUACCUGCUAAUGCUGCAAUUCUUCAUGUUUCAAAAUUACAAAACCAUAAUGAAUAUAUUCUAUUGGUUGGAUCCAAAAUUGCAAGAUUUUCACAUCAACAUGGAUAAGGAGUAUGGGGCUAACUGCUCCGAUCUCAGCUUUGAACGUAUAAAAAGUACAAUCGAUGUUUUCGCUUGGGGCCACUUUCUGGGCUGGGCCUUCAAAGCUGUACUCAUACGGCACGCUGGCAUUCUGUGGGCUAUUUCAGUGAUGUGGGAAAUUACCGAAAUCACCUUUGCACAUUUGCUGCCGAAUUUCGUUGAAUGUUGGUGGGAUGCGCUCAUCUUGGAUGUGCUUAUCUGUAAUGGUCUGGGCAUCUGGGUGGGCUUAAAAAUUUGCAAAGCACUCGAAAUGCGUGAAUACAAGUGGGCGAGCAUUAAAGAUAUCUCAACGACGACGGGUAAAAUUAAGCGCGUUGUAUUGCAAUUUACACCAGAGAGUUUCACAUCCAUACGAUGGUUGGAUCCGAAGUCCACAGCGAUGCGCUUUGCGGCCGUUUGCCAAUUAGUUGUAUUUUGGCAGGUGACUGAACUGAAUACAUUCUUCCUCAAGCACAUUUUUGAAAUGCCACCCGAUCAUUACCUUGUCAUUGGUCGCCUUGUUUUCAUUGGCCUCUUUGUAGCGCCCUCAGUGAGGCAAUACUAUACGUACGUGACUGAUACACGUUGCAAACGUGUCGGCACCCAAUGUUGGGUAUAUGGCGCUAUUAUGGUCUCAGAAGCAAUACUUUGCCUGAAGAACGGCAAAGAGCUUUUCGAACGUACACAAGCCAUAAAUAUUGUUAUGUGGUUAAUUACGCAGGUCGUCGUAUCAGUAGCCUUUGUUUACGGUUGCAUGCUGUGGCAGCGUGCACAGAUCAAAUAUAAUGAAUUAACAGAAUCGCCUAGCAAAAAGGGUAGAGGACAAAAUGGCAACGAAGAAAGGGGCAAGAAAUCACCAAAAAAAUCUCCAAAGCGCAACCUACAGAAAAUUGAAUAAAAUUCAAAAGUUAAACUUAAACAGAAAGACAAACAAAAAAAUAAAAACUACAAGAAACAAACUAAGUCAUAGCAUUCGACAUCUUCCCCUUAUAAAAAACUGAAUAAAUUAAAUAUGUUAUCAAAGCUAAUUAUAAUUUUUUUCAAAAACAAAUUCUAAAACUUACAUAUAUAUAUUGGCUGGUUCAUUUCAUAUUAUCACAACUAUUUAGCAAUAAUAUAUAGUACAUAGUUAUAUAUAAUCAAAAUAUGCAAACGAAUGUAUGUACUGAUUAAAAUAAUUGUAAUUAAAAACAAAAAAAGAAGCAAAAUGACAACCAAGCUUGUACAACCCGCGACCAAACGAAAGCGCAUCAACAUUUUGAGCAAUUUUGACUAAUUUUCUUUUCUUUUUUUGUUUGAAGGCUCAUUACUUUUGUAUAGUAAGUAUAGCUCACAGUCUAAAGAAUCUAUAUAUGUAAAUCGGAUUUUAAAAUUGUAUACAAAAUUUAGAAAAUUUUCAUAUACAUUUUUCCUUCCACUUCCACGGUUUUUAAUUAGAAUUUAUGCAAAAAUGUUUAGUAUGCAGUUUUAUAGCUUAUUAAAUUUUAGUAUCAUAGAGUGCCACUUUGGAGUUGCGAAAAUCCCAUUGAUAUUUUAUAUUUUUUCCCCAUGACGUAUUGUGCAUUUUCUUCAUACAAAAAAAAAAAUAUAGAUUUGUCGUGGGCUGUAUAUAAAAAGUAGCUCAAAACGUUAGUUGACCAAGGGGAAUGUAGAAAAUUCAUAACAAUGUAAACUUAAAAUGGAACUUAAGGGGGAACAAUUAAAAAACAAACUUAGACUAAAAUGCAAUAUCAAAUUUACUAAAAAAUGCAACAGAUAUAUGUAUAAAAGCGGAAAAUUGCAAAAAAAAAAAAAGAAAAUAUUAAAUGACGUUUAAAUAGAAGAAAGCAAAGGAUGCUUUCGUAUUGGGUUUCUACAGAAAUUUAAAGAAGGGGGUAAAAUAUAAGCAAAUUUAUGUAAAUACGUUAUCAGUGGAAACUCAUAGGCGGGGAUAAAUUUUAAAACGAAAAACCAAGAAACAACAAAAAAAAAUUGAACUUACAAAGCAAAUACGCUUUAAACUGGAUAAACUAACUUAAGGCAUAGUAGAAAAUGACCCACAGACAUUUGCAUAAAAUAUUUCAUAACUAAAAUAUAUAAGAAUUUUAAUUAAAUUAUUUUAUACGUGCAUAGGUUUUACAUACUCAGCAAAUUAAUAUUAAUAUCUCAUACAAUUUUGGCAUAAAAUUAACAUUCUUAACUUAUGAAUAGAAAAUUAGAAUUGGCUACAAAGCUAAAUUAAAAAUGUUCACAGUUGAGUUGAGAGAAUGAAAUAUCCUAAAGGAUUUUUGGAGACUUCUAAUUUUUUAUUUUAAAAUACUUUCUAAUUAAACUAAUACUUGCUUAAAAUGGGUUUGAACCUUCGAAAAUUAACGGUAAAUCUUAUUUUUCUAUUCUUAACCAAUUUCAUUAUUUAAAAAGCUUAGAUUUUGGCUUAGAAAUCUGCUGGUGCACAUGGAAACAAUUUGAUAUUGAAAACAUUCGAAGACAAAAAGUAAAAAACCCGCAUAUGGUAUGCGAAAAUAGUUUUAAGAUAAAUUUAAGUAACCUCUACUUGUAAAAAUAAUAGCAAAAUAAUGAAUAGAAAAAUGUUCAAAUUGCGAUUAAAUUCAGUAAAAGUAAAAAUCAAAAAGUGUAUCUAAAUUCUUAUAUGCAAAGCGAUUAGUUAUAAUAGCAUAAAAUUUAAAAAAAAUUAAUUAUAAAACUAAAAGCAAUUACAGGCACUGCGGUUGAGCGCCUAAAAGUAGGUUACAUACUAUGCAGCUUCAAGCGUAAACUGAUGUGAUUCUGGGAUUCGCAGUGAUAAAAUUUUAUCUCGAGAUGAAAAAUAUAUCUAUUCAGCAGUUUUGUAAAUCCAUGGACCUACUUUUUUAUUGUACUUUUGAAUUCGCACCAACAAGAGCUAUCAAUGCCAUAUUACUAAUAUUCAAGCGAUUUUUGAAUUCCACCGUAGAUCUGCUGUAUACAUCGCGUAUAUUUUUAUUUCUUUAUUACUAUUUAAUUUGCUGGUAGCAAUACUUAUCAAACUUUCAGGAACUGUCCAGAACCUCAUUAAAGAAUUUAGUUGCCUGUUGUCUUAAGAUAUGUAUGAACAUAUAUAAGAUUACACAUUAAUUUCAUAUAUUAUGAAAUGAAAGCAUGUGAAGAUUACAGCCAAAGCUAGUUGCAUAUUUAAAUUUUAUGUUUAAACUUUAUUUUGUAGCUAUUUAUGAAGCCAACUCGAUACGAAAACCAUUUUUAGGGGUUUUCAAACUAUUAUUUUCGAAAAUCACAUUUACUUUGAUUGUGAAUGUGCGAUUAAAUCUUUUAGUGAAUAAGCAUAUGUACAUGCAUACAUACAUACAAAUGUAUAAGAGAUUAGUUUUGUCUGAUAUUUUAAAGAAUUGUUAUGCUAUAUUUCCUGAUUCAAAAUAAAGUUAUUUUUUCUUAAAUAUGAAA
Molecule: messenger RNA, 4414 nt
Organism: Anastrepha obliqua
Lineage: Eukaryota; Metazoa; Arthropoda; Insecta; Diptera; Tephritidae
Gene: l(3)77CDf
Product: phosphatidylserine synthase
Exons: 7
Coding region: 426-1895 (489 amino acids)
Biological process (GO): phosphatidylserine biosynthetic process
Molecular function (GO): L-serine-phosphatidylethanolamine phosphatidyltransferase activity
Source: RefSeq, a predicted model, not a curated record